AUGCACUUGCCAGAGGAGGAGUCACGCUGGCCAGUAUCCAGAUUGUUGACAGUGAUCAUCACCACGUCCCCGACGCCAUCGGCACCGUCCGUAGAGCUCGUGUCGGCCAUCCUAUCGUCGUUUCGUAUUCAUUGCGAAGACUUGUUAUCUUGCCGAUUUAUCGUUGUGUUUGAUACGUACGAUCAUGUUGCACCCAAGGCGAGGCUGAAGAAGGGCUGUGUCAAUCCAGACGGUGCCAAGAGCUUCAACCUCUACAAGAAGAAUGUUAAGGAGCUGGUUUUGAAGGAGAUCUGCCCGCUUCAUGAUAUAACGGACCUAUGUCUUGGUGGAGGUAAGGCCGAAUUCGGGUACAGUGGCGUCGAGAGCAAUUUCGUUCCCUUCUCCACCACCCAAACCGCAGAUGGGCGAGUCACGUUCAUAGAGCCUUCGAAGCGCCUGGGGUUCGGCCUGGCCGUACGCUCAGCUCUAAGAAUGACCGAGACAUGCUUUGUCUGGGUACAACAGCACGACUGGCCUCUGGUCUCGGACAUCCCCCUCGAGCCCUUGGUGGAUAUAAUGCAGGUUUCGGGGUCCGAUGAGAGUACGCCUGUGAAGUACGUUUGUAUCCCGUCUGUGCGCAUGUUAUCCUACGCCGAUUCAGCCCACGUUUCCGAGUUCCCGGUGCUGAGAGAAUUGACUGCGUCUCUCAAGCGCAGUUUUGUAACCGGCUCGGGGGUUAGUAUCCCUUUGACACCACUCUUCUUCUGGCACGACAAACCCCAUAUAGCGUCUACCGAACACUACUUGUCUCGGGUUUUCCCGACGCGUAUUUCCAUACCACGCGGCGCUUUCAUUGAAGACACGAUUGGUCAGCGGGCAAGAAACCAGAUGAAGGAGGGUGCGUGGGCAAAGUGGGCCAGCUGGCUCUAUUACCCUGACGAAGGACGGAGGUUGUGCCUACGUCACCUCUGCGGGCGGACCUGGGAGGGGGCGGGACGAGAGUCUGAGAAGAAGGCAGCCUGGAUGGCACGAAACGCAGAGCGGAGUAUCACCCAAGUAGAUCGAUCUAGCUCAUCGAAUCCAAGAUAG
Molecule: messenger RNA, 1068 nt
Organism: Durotheca rogersii
Lineage: Eukaryota; Fungi; Ascomycota; Sordariomycetes; Xylariales; Xylariaceae
Exons: 1
Coding region: 1-1068 (355 amino acids)
Source: RefSeq, a predicted model, not a curated record